AGUGCGCAUGCGUGCUCAAUGGUUGAAGGCGAUCAGAUCGUUCUUGAUUGUAGAUAGACCCUUGAAAAAUCGUCUCACUUAUGUGGAUAUUUAUCUGACCCUGCGAGGAAUUUACUAAGGGGUUCCUAAGGAACUUGUCUAUCACUUUGUCUUUCAAAUCUAGUCCCUAGCAGCUAGCCACCGAUACAAUGAGGACGUUUCUCCUGGUGUUUAUAUGCAGUGUCGUCCAGUUGAUCAGCCUAUCAGAACAAAAAUCCUUGACGGACUACAUCAAAUACUAUGAGGAGCUGCGCUUGGAUCCAGUCAGUAUUCACCGAGACCAUGAGCGUGUUCGUCGGUCACUGGACUCACACUUAUACCUGCGCUUUAAAGCUUUCAAAAGAGAUUUUCACUUAAAAUUAGAAAAGGACACGUCCGUUUACAGCCCGGAUCAUGUAACAUCUAGCUUUGAUGGACAUUUGCAACCAGUAGAUACGUCAUUUAUAUACCAAGGAGUACUUGAAGGUGUGCCUCGAAGUUACGUUCACCUUUCUAUCAUCAACGGCACAACUCGGGGGCAUGUUCACAUCCCAGGGGAGACAACUUACCAUAUAGAACCUGCAGCGCAGUAUAUGCAAAACCCACACUUUCAUUCUGUGAUAUACGAUGAACAGCAUGUUGACCUUGACCCUUACAGACAUCGGCGCGAGGCGGAGAGUGCAACGUGCGGCAAUGAUCAUCAUUUUGAAUGGAUGAAGCGCGUGUCAGAGUCAGCAUACGAGGCACCGAACAGAGCGAAGAGGGCAACUGAGAACUAUGAAGAGCCGGCCUACUCCUACAACAAAUACAGUGAGGCAUUGAACCGCCAGAAGAGGGCUCCCCGGAACCUUGGCGGAAAAAACACAUGUUACCUCUAUCUGCAGUCUGACCCGAUGUUGUGGAACUAUGUGAAGAAAGAGAAGUUCCCUAGAACAACACUGAGUGAUGAACGAGCUAAGGAGGAGAUAUUGGCAUUCUUUGCCAGUCAUGUGGCCGCCCUGAAGUCAAUCUACUCUACAACGACGUUCAGCACAUACGAUGACUCCAUCUCGUACAAGGGCAUCAACUUCCUGGUCCAGAGAACCAGGAUAAUGACCGACACUACUGAGAAGUGCAAUACUGCUGCAGCUACUGCAUGGUGCAACCCCAACAUUGAUGUCAGCAACUUCCUCAACCUCAACUCCAUGGAUAACCAUGAUGAUUUCUGCCUGGCAUAUGUCUUCACAUACCGUGACUUCAUCCAAGGGACCCUGGGACUGGCUUGGGUCGGUUCAGAGACAAAGGCGGCUGGCGGUAUCUGUGAACAGUUUAAGGAGUACCCCGAGGGUAACCAACGUGUUGGGAAGAGUCUCAACACCGGGAUCGUCACCAUCGUCAACUACGGCAAGCCCGUACAGGCCCGGGUAUCACAGCUGACUUUUGCUCAUGAGGUCGGACACAACUUUGGAUCUCCGCACGACAAGGGCCCAACGUGUGCCCCCUAUGGAACCAGUGAGCCUGAUGCGUCCAGUGGUAACUACAUUAUGUUCGCGUCUGCCACUCUCGGUGACAAGGACCACAAUGACGAGUUCUCCACCUGCAGCCGUGACAACAUCACCCGUGUCCUUGAUGCCGUUGUCAACAAAAGAUACAGCAAGAUCGACUGCUUCAACUCCUCUAAGUCUGCCUUUGAGGCGAUCGCAAUGUGGUGGCAUCACAGAGGAAGGGAGGAGGCGACAAAGUGUGGCUAUUUGCAGAUUUUUGUCGCCAGUGACUGUGACCAAACUGACGCCUGCUGCUACGGUAAAGGCAGCACCGAGGGCAGUGAGUGCAAGCUGCGUCCCGGCAAAAGCUGCAGUCCAACAGCCGGGCCCUGCUGCAAAAGGACUGUACCUUUCAGACUGGCAACCUGUGCAAGAAGAAAGAUGACUGCUCCAAGGAUUCAACAUGCGAUGGAACAAAGGCUGCCUGUCCGGAUCCACAGAAGGAGGCAAACAACACCUUCUGCAACAGCUUCUCUCAAGUUUGUACCAUUGGGGAGUGCAUCGGCUCAGUGUGUCAGAAGAUUGGCUGGGAGGAGUGUUUUCUCACUUCCUCUGCCGACGGAAAUGGACCAUCCAGAGAGGAGCUUUGUUUUGUGUCGUGUUGCAGGGAAAACAAGUACAUCUGCCUGUGUGAGCUCCUACAACUCAGCCGAGAUUGACAAGCCAGAAAAUCUUGCUUUUAAGACCCUAUUGGAUGAUGUGAAAAAAUUGAAAAAUGGCACAAGUUCUACCAUACCCGGCAUUCAGCUUCCUGCAGGAUCUCCAUGCGAUAACUUCCGCGGCUACUGCGACGUGUUCCACCGAUGUCGCGGUGUUGAUGCUGAUGGUCCACUUGCUCGGUUGAAGAACCUCAUCUUUAACCCUGAGACUCUACAGUCUAUCAGAGAUUGGAUUGUGGUGAACUGGUGGGCAGUGAUGUUAAUGGGCAUCGGUCUGGUGGUGGUCAUGGGAGUGUUCAUCAAGGUCUGUGCCGUCCACACACCCAGCAGCAACCCACGGAAACCUGCUGCCAGGAAGCUAACAUUACCACGACGACAUGGUAACCAGGGAAACAAACCACAGGCUCGCUCAGUACCUGUACAUGAUCCUCCACCACCCUACAGCAGUGCAGCCCAUGGCGGACCCCCAGCCCCUGGGCAUGGCAAGAAUCAUCAUCGUCAUAACAACAAUAAACAGGGUGCAAAAAAUAGCCGACAAGCACAACGAUACGAGAUGCAGCCUCGUGCAUAUUCGGGGGUUCCCUACUAUGAUCGAGACGAGUACUACAGGUGAUGUUGUUACUUUAGCAACAUGUACUUUGUUAUCAUAGCAACAUGUACUCGCAUACCUAGAUAUCUAACCAUAGGAAAUGCUUCAGUUUUUAAUGCAAAUUAAUUUAUUGCAAUUUGAAUCAAUUUCCAUUGAUUUUUUAUCCUGCUGUAUUUUGUUGAUGUUCUGUUUUGAUAAGACUUGUUUCUGUAAGAGAUAAUUCCAGUUAAAUGAUCUGAUGAACCAGUGUGAGUUUAGAAAGUAGUAUUAAAAUUUAUUUUCAUUAAAAGUUUAAAUGUUUAGCCUGUGAUGAAACUGGACCUACUGCUAGUGUGAAGCUCCAGGGGUCGGAUGAUGCCUUGUGCUGAUUGGUUGCAUGUCCUGUCAAUCAAACAUUCAUGUGACAUACACAGUGGGUAUCAGGCAUGCUUUCACCUAUAUUUUAUACCAAUCUUUUCAAUGAAGGACAGAUAAGGAGAAAUAUUACCAAAGUUUAAUUAUCAAUUUCAAAUAUAUGUGUAUAUUUUUCAUUGAAGUAUUGUAAUAAUCUCUGUGGUGUUUAUUAUGUAUACAUAUAUAUGCAUAGAAUGAGAUAAUUAAUUUAUUAGCUUCAUGUGUGAUAGAACUAGUGAUUCAUGAAGCACUACUGUUUUGUAGAAGUUUUUAGAAACAAUUCUUUUAUUCAAUAAAGACUGCCACAGUGAUCUUAAUACCUUGAUCCUGUGGGGAUUAUUACAAAGUACAUAAAUGCUAUCACAAAUUCUAUUGGCUGACACUGGUUGCAGUGCUGUGAUUGACAGAUGGUUCACCAUUCCCAUUGGUUACUAACACAGCCAAUCAUCGCUUUGCAUGGUUCCUGUAGAAUGCUGCUGUAAUGUUUCAGCAAAAAUAAUUGAGAAACUUUUAUUUCAUUUUUGCUGUUGGUUAUCUUUCUUUAUAGCCAGUUGCUCCUGAUUUAAAUACAUCAGCACCCUAGUUUUGUAGAUGGAUUCUUCAUAUAUACGCAGACCGAGUCACUACCAUGUACCUUGUUAUGUACCUUCUAUGUUCAUUUGCCUUCUAUUAACAGUUGAUCCUCAGAUUCCAUAAUUGCUUGUUAUCACACAACAUUAAACACGGGAUAUACAGUAAUUACUACAUGGGCGGGGCGUGUUAUUGUCUCUUAUUUUCACUAACAUUACAGUAGUUGGC
Messenger RNA from Haliotis rubra (blacklip abalone), 3980 nucleotides. RefSeq names its product disintegrin and metalloproteinase domain-containing protein 10-like. Gene Ontology annotation, molecular function: metalloendopeptidase activity. Bases 189 to 2813 code for a protein of 874 amino acids. The transcript has 19 exons. Lineage: Eukaryota; Metazoa; Mollusca; Gastropoda; Lepetellida; Haliotidae. Gene Ontology annotation, biological process: membrane protein ectodomain proteolysis; Notch signaling pathway. The record is from RefSeq and is a predicted model, not a curated record. Gene Ontology annotation, cellular component: plasma membrane.